AUGCUGCGGCAGCGGGCGGCGCCGGCGGGGCAGGCCCGCAGGCGGCCCGCGCCCGAGGCCGAGGAGCUCUGGGAGCAGGAGAUGGAGCGGCUGCGCGGCUGGCGCGCGCCCGUGCGGAUGCUGCCCUACGCCAUGGUGGACAGGCGCCUCGUCCGGCUGCUGCGGGAGCCCGAGGGGACGGAGACCUCGUGCUGGCAGCGGUGGCGGCAAAGGCGGGGCGCUGCGGGAAGGCGCCUGGGGGAGGCAGCGCAGAGGCUGGCGCGGGGCUUUGGACUCUGGGAGGGGGCCCUCUACGAGAUCGGGGGCCUCUUUGGCACCGGAAUCCAGUCCUACUUCACCUUCCUUCGGUUCCUGCUGAUGCUCAACCUGCUGACCCUGCUUCUGACCUCCAGCCUGGUGCUGCUGCCCCUGGCCUGGCUCCAACCCCCAGACCCAGGCCCCGCCCUUAACUUCACCCUCCAGUGCCCUGGCGGCCCUCAGCCCCAGCCGGGUGCUCUCCGUGUCCACCAUCAGCUUUGGAACAUUUUAACCGGCAGGGCCUUCAACAACACCUACCUUUUCUACGGCGCGUACCGGGCGGGGCCCGAGAGCAGCGCAGCCUACAGCAUCCGCCUGGCCUACCUGCUGAGCCCGCUGGCCUGCCUGCUCCUCUGCUUCUGCGGGACGCUGCAGCGGAUGGUCAAGGGGCUGCCUCAGAAGCUCUUCCUGGGUCAGGACUACAGGUCGCCUCUCAGUGCCAAGGUCUUCUCCUCCUGGGACUUCUGUAUCCGGGGGCAGGGAGCGGCCACCAUCAAGAAGCAUGAGAUCAGCAACGAGUUCAAGGUGGAGCUGGAGGAGGGGCAGCGCUUCCUGCUGAAGCAGCAGCAGACGCGGGUCCAGAGAGCCUGGCGCCUGCUCAGCUACCUGUGGGUCAACACCCUCAUCGGGCUCUUGGUGAUCGGGGCCAUCAGCGCCAUCUUCUGGGCCACCAAGUUCUCACAGGACAACAAGGAGUCCCUGUUCGUGCUGCUCCAGUACCUGCCCCCCGGGGUCAUCGCCCUGGUCAACUUCCUGGGUCCCCUGCUGUUCGUGUUCCUGAUCCAGCUGGGGAACUACCCUCCCAACACCGAGGUCAACCUCACCCUUAUCUGGUGCGUGGCGCUGAAGCUGGCCAGCCUGGGCAUGUUCUCCUUCUCGCUGGGCCAGACCAUUCUCUGCAUCGGCAGAAACGAGACCAGCUGUGAGUCCUACGGCUACAACGCCUGUGACUACCAGUGCUGGGAGAACUCGGUGGGCGAGGAGCUGUACAAGCUGAGCAUCUUCAACUUCCUGCUCAUGGUGGCCUUCGCCUUCCUCGUCACCCUGCCUAGGAGGCUGCUGGUGGAGCGACUCUCAGGCCGGUUCUGGGCCUGGUUGGACCGGGAGGAGUUCCUGGUGCCCAAGAACGUGCUGGACAUCGUGGCAGGGCAGACGGUCACCUGGAUGGGCCUCUUCUACUGCCCCCUGCUGCCCCUGCUCAACAGCAUCUUCAUAUUCCUCACGUUCUACAUCAAGAAGUACACCCUCCUGAGGAACUCCAAGGCGUCCCCGCGGAGGUUCCGGGCCUCUAGCUCCACCUUCUUCUUCCAACUGGUGCUCGUCCUGGGCCUGCUCCUGGCGGCCGUGACCCUGGGCUAUGUGGUCAGCAGCAUCCGCUCCUCCUGGGACUGCGGCCUCUUCACCAACUACUCGGCCCCCUGGCAGGUGGUCCCAGAGCUGGUGGCCCUCCAGCUGCCACCCCUUGGCCAGCGCGCCCUCCACUACCUGGGCUCCCACGCCUUCAGCUUUCCCCUCCUCUUCCUGCUCAGCCUUGCCCUGACCGUAUGCGUCUCCCAGUCCCAGGCCAAGGCGAGGGCCAUCCAGGGGCUCCGGAAGCAGCUGAUGUGGCAAGUCCGGGAGAAGUGGCACCUGGUGGAGGACCUGUCGCGGCUGCUGCCAGAGCCAGGCCUUGGUGACUCUCUGGGGCCCGAGUCCCCUCUCUCUCGAUCUUCGCGCCCACCGUCCUUCUGCCCCGGAUUCCCGUGCCCGGGCUCCCCGGACCCCAGGGCCCCCAGGCCCUGACCCUCCCGUAGAGCCUCCCUGUAGAGUCAGCUUCCCGGCAGUGCGGAGCCCCAACCUGCAGCCCGCCCCGCGGCUCCAGAUCACCCCUUGCGCGACGCUCCUGCCGGUGACCACGGCCCCUCCGUGGGCGCCCCAAAGCGGGGUUCGCACCCCCAAAGGCAGUAGGAGGACAACAUGGAAAUUUGUGUUUGUAGUUUAUUUUACCUUCCUUCUUUAAAUUUUCUGUGUGGUUGCUUUUCUUAAAAUGUACAUAAUGUAUUAGUCUAAUAACCAU
Molecule: messenger RNA, 2353 nt
Organism: Pteronotus mesoamericanus
Lineage: Eukaryota; Metazoa; Chordata; Mammalia; Chiroptera; Mormoopidae
Gene: TMC8
Product: transmembrane channel like 8
Exons: 15
Coding region: 1-2079 (692 amino acids)
Cellular component (GO): plasma membrane
Molecular function (GO): mechanosensitive monoatomic ion channel activity
Source: RefSeq, a predicted model, not a curated record